AUGACCGCGCGGACGUUUCUAUGGGCCGUUCUCCUGCACGGUGUUGCCGUCCAGGCCCUUCAUCAUCAUGACGCGUUACGAGCGAAGCUGGAUUUGAUGACAAAAAAUAUGAAUACGACAGCUGAUCCUUGCAAUGAUUUCUUCACCUAUGCUGUCGGAAAUUUUAACGCUAGUCAACUUUAUUGGGAUACUCUUGCCGCCAGAAGACGUCUGCUCGAAUCAAGCAUUGGAGAUGAGGUAUUACGAGUCCGACUAACAGGGGAAGUACCCCAAGUGCGACGCUCAGAUUUUCUUUAAAAGACGAUUUUUGGCUCGCUGCGUCAGCCGGGGACAUUCAAAAAAAUUUUUUUUGAGUUUUUUUGCCUAAAAUGUUGGUAUGGGUCACUAAAACACAUUCCCAAAAUUUUUUUGCCCAGUGAUGCCCGGAAGGUAGAAAUUUGUAUAUGGUUAUAACCGUUCUUCUGAGCUCUGCUGUUGCCGUCGCAAUAAAGACAACUUGACGAAACCGACUCCACAUAGGUUUUGGUGGACGGCGAAUACAAAAAUCGCAAUUUCAAGUUAGUAGGAUUACUGUAACAUACAGUUUUUGACCUUCGGUCGAUAAAAAUCGACCGUAUCUCCUUCAAAUCAAAAAUCCCACAAGAUUUUAUUGCAGAUUUGGAAUCAGCGUAAAAUUCUGGUCUAGGAACAUGUAAUUUGCAUCCUUGAUUCCGUGGCAGAUAAAUCAUGGCGCAGUGGGUUUUGACGAAAACUAGUAAUCUGACGACCCUGGUUCGAUCCCCGCUGGAGACAAAUAUUGUAAAAAAUGUGGAAAUGACAUUUAAUGGAAUUAUGAGGGUUAUAUGAGCAACGUUGAGUAUUUUUAGACAUCAACGGAACAUGAAUUUGAGGCUAGACCAGGGUUUAUAUUAUUUUAGUCUCGGGAUCCGUGAAAAAUAAAACUGCUUCAAACGGGCUGAAAUUGAUAACACCUUUUCUAGGCCUAAUUCUAAGAAACUUUUACGUUAACUUUUUUUUGUUAGAUUACUGUAUCGUGGAUUACGGUAACAUAAAACCCAAUUUUGUUUUUUCAUACCAUAAGGCGCAGAGCCAUCGGAAUAUCACGAAGAUUGUAGGAAUGGUUAAGAACGAGUGGGUUUGCGCAUUAAUAGUUCGUUUAUGGCCGUAUGUUUUGAAAUACCUGAAUUAUCUAACACAAUAUCACCAAUGGAUGAUGAGAUUAAUUCAGACUGAAAAUGAGUUCGAAUUGCAUUUUAAAUAUGAGGCAUGCCGGCUUUCUGCCGUUUGAAUAAUAUAGCCAAAAAAAAUUUAAUUUUAUGCGGAAAUUUUGAAGAAAUCGCCUUUAAGGAGGCCGAGCUUUUUGUUACCGUAAUCCACGAUACAGUAAUCCAACAAAAAAAAGUUAACGUAAAAGUUUCUUAGAAUUAGGCCUAGAAUAGGUGUUAUCAAUUUCAGCCCGUUUGAAGCAGUUUUAUUUUUCACGGAUUCCGAGACUAAAAUAAUAUAAACCCUGUUCUAACCUCAAAUCCAUGUUCCAUUGAUGUCUAAAAAUACUUAGCGUUGCUUAUACAACCCUCAUAAUUCCAUUAAAUGUCAUUUCCACAUUUUUUACAAUAUUUGUCUCCAGCGGGGAUCGAACCAGGGUCGUCAGAUUACUAGUUUUCGUCAAAACCCACUGCGCCAUGAUUUAUCUGCCACGGAAUCAAGGAUGCAAAUUACAUGUUCCUAGACCAGAAUUUUACGCUGAUUCCAAAUCUGCAAUAAAAUCUUGUGGGAUUUUUGAUUUGAAGGAGAUACGGUCGAUUUUUAUCGACCGAAGGUCAAAAACUUUAUGUUACAGUAAUCCUACUAACUUGAAAUUGCGAUUUUUGAAUUCGCCAUCCACCAAAACCUAUAUGGUGUCGGUUUCGUCAAGUCGUCUUUAUUGCGACGGCAACAGCAGAGCUCAGAAGAACGGUUAUAACCAUAUACAAAUUUCUACCUUCCGGGCAUCACUGGGCAAAAAAAUUUUGGGAAUGUGUUUUAGUGACCCAUACCAACAUUUUAGGCCAAAAAACUCAAAAAAAAUUUUUUUGAAUGUCCGGCCCCUCGUAUUGGCUGACGCAGCGAGCCAAAAAUCGUCUUUUAAUGUGAAUAUCUCGGCUGAGCCGGCAAAGCGCGAGCUAAAACUUUUAGGAAUUGAUACUUAAGGGGAAGUACUCCAAGUGCGACGCUCAGAUUCUCUUUAACUUUUGCACACACGUCGGGUAUGGACUAAAUAUCAAUUCCUGAAAGCUUUAGCUCGCGCUUUGCAGGCGCCGCCGAGAUAUCGAACGAUUUUUGCCGCCGAGAGAGCACGCUAAACGUGGAGAGCGGUCAGAGAGAAAAACGCUUUUUGGCCAUAACUUUGGCAGUUUCGUGCGGAAAAUUAUGAUUUUUUUGUAGAAACAUUAUCCUUUACGGUAGAAAUAGGCAUGAAACUUUUCGUGCCGAAAUUCGACAAAAAGUCCAAAAUUUUCGCCGACUUUCAAUCUAAAAAUCUCGGUUGUUACUGAAAAGCGCGAGCCAGGAUGCUCGCAUAUACCUUGGAAAAAAUUAUUCUAAAUUUGUGCCAAGUUUCAUCAAAAUCUGAGCGUCGCACUUGGGGUACUUCCCCUGUAAGCCCUUUUGGACCUUGGUUUACUUGUUUUUUUAUUCCAUACGGUAAUCUUUUUCAAUUUCAGAUCCCAAGCGUCAAGCAAAUUAAGCCGUUGCUCGCGGCCUGCAAGAAGAAUCCCGCCAUGAUGGAUGACCCGAACAGUACAGAUACAUUCCGUUGGAUUGUGGACAGUUUCAAAUCGAGAGGGUUUACUUUCCCAAUGAAGAACGAAGUUCUCGCCAAUGAUGACGGCCUUUUUACCAACCUGGUCUUGGAAAUGUACGUUUAUCUGUUGGAAACGGGAGCCCCAUUUUUUGAUGAAUGGGGUUACGCUGCUUCUGGAGGGAAAUUGACUCUGAAUAUUACACCAAAGGUCAACCAAGAAGAAGCCUGGUAAGUUAUUUGUGCACCAUAUGUACGUAUCAGUAUGUCGGGAAAAUAUGUGGAUUAAUCGAGCCUUGAAAUCGCCCAUCAUCGCUUUGCAAGUUCUGGCUGGAAAUCUGUUGCCAGGUUGAGAAUGACGAGGAAUUUCGCUGCUACAAAACUCGACAUUAUUUUCCCGACAGACUGGUGUACAAGUCGCCACCUAAUGUAUGUAGGUGGCGACUUGUUAAUACUGUGGAUCGGAGUUGAUUGAAAAUAUAUCACAAUCUUCAGGAAGAAGUACUGCAAUGUCAUCAAAGGAUGUGCUGAUCUGGCCUACGACCGCAAUUACAUGCCACAAGGUUACGUACAGGCAGAUCAUUUAAAAGGCCGCUUCUUCGACAGAAUGAUGGGAUUAAACGAGACCUUCCCGGGUAUUGCUUUCUAUGUUCCGCAAGUUUUUGGAAAAGAUGUAAGUUUUUGGGUUAAGCGCUUAAACCACGCUUAAAAUUGAAGAUAUUCAAACUUCUUUGGACACCUUUCGGGUUUCCCUUUCUUCCUGAAACCUACGAAAAAAAGAAGAACUAUAAACGAUGACUUUUUUCAGCCCAGCCAGUCUGCUAAUCGUGCCAACUUUCUGAAUCAUCUAAUGGAGUAUCUAACCGAUCAAAUUCACCGCCCGAAAAAGUUUUACCAGUGUGAAGAUUACAUUUUCGAGGCGCUUCCCCUUCAUACUUCCAAAAUUGCCUACGAACUGGAGAUGACAAACAAGACGGCAUUUGCUGAGCUGAAAGCAAAAUUCACAGAAAAAGCAGAAGCGGUUAAGAAAACGGCUGAACGUAUGCUCCGGAACGCAAACUUCACGCAGGAGCAGACCCGACAGAACUAUCUGGACAGAUUGGCGAAGAACGAGUUCCCGUUUCUGGAUCAUCCAAUCCUUUUUGGAAAAGAGCUGGCUGCAGUGGACCAUAUGUAUUUGCAUGCACCGUAUAUGAGGAGAUUUAUGAAUGGAAUCACCCACGUUUUCAUGUUCAACGCCCAGAAGGAGCUGAAGAAUUUUGUCGUCCCAGAGUACAAGGUAACAGAAAGUGAACAUUUGGGGAAUGCGUUUUCUGACCUAUUCCAACAGCGUACUUUUUUAAGUUACGUCCUUGAAUUGACACUCUUUUUUAGCUAAUAUUUUUUUUGAGGAUUUGUUAAAGUCUACAAAAAUACAGCUAUUUUUCCUACCUUACCCCAAGUACCCCAAGUGCGACGCUCAGAUUUUCUUUAAAUUUUGCACACUUGUCGGCCAUGAACAUCAAUUCCUGAAAGUUUUAGCUCGCGCUUUGCAAGUGCCGCCGAGAUAUUGAACCAUCCUUGCCGCCGAGAGAGCACGCGAAACGCGGAGAGCGUUCAGAGAGAAAAACGUUUUUUGGCCAUAACUUUGCCACUUUCGUACGGAAGAGAUUGAUUUUUUGUGGAAGCAUUGCCCUCUAUGGUAGAAAUAGGCACGAAACUUUUUGUGCCGAAAUUCGGAAAAAAGUGUCAACGUUUCGCCGACUUUCGAUCUAAAAAUCUCGGUUGCUUCCGCGAAGCGCGAGCUAGGAUUCUCGCAUAUAUUUUAGAAAAAAUUAUUUUAAAUUUGUGCCAAGUUUCCUCAAAAUCUGAGAGUCGCACUUAGGGUACUUCCCCUGUAAGAUAGGAUAGUAAUUUUUUCUAUUUUUUCAUGAAUAAAAUUUUGAUAUUUUAUUUUCAGUCUGAUGCUAUCCAUAAACGCGAGAACCAGCACAAUUACAUUCACUGGAAAUUUGUUGAAUUUCCAUACUUCGAUGUUGAGUUUCCCGCGCUUCUCGAUUCCUCCGGUACAGGGUUUUGGAUGUCCCAGUCAUUAGCGCAUACCUUCGGCAAGUGAUAAAAUUCAGCUUUGAAAUAAUUUCCCGUUUUUUUAGAUGAUUUGCUGGAAGCUCAUGAGGACCCGGAAAAGGAGCAUCGUGCUCGGUGGGACUGUAUCGCAAUGCUCUAUAGUGGGCAAUGUGAUCCACAAAGACCGGACGUCUGUUUGAAUACCACAAAAACCGCCGGCGAGGCACUUGCGGACCAAGUUGGUGAGUGUUAGCAGCGUUAUGGCAGUACAACAUAGAUAAAAAUUCCUGGGGCGGUUAUACAAAGGGAUGUGCACGAAGCCGGCAGGCGUUAGCGACGGAAAAAGGGGAAUUUUUUGUUUCGAGAUUAAGCCUCAGAACGAGUCGCCCACACGUCUUAGACUGACCCUAAUGUCAUUUUAGGUGUUCGUCUGGCCUAUUUUUCCCACUUCGCCCCUGGCAAUAAUAUCUCGGAGCCCCGAAUAAGCGAACAGUUCUCCAACGAACAACUUUUUUUCAUCAACAUAGCCAAUACACUUGCGUGGUCGUACAGUUGGAAAGACUACAAUCCAACGACAUCCGUACAUAUGCCUAAUCGAGCUCGUGUUUGGGGAGCCCUUGCCAACUUUAAAGGAUUUGCCGAGGCUUUCAAUUGCCCUGUUGGCUCGAGAUAUCACGUUCCAGUGGACCAAGCAUGCAAUAUCUUUGACUUUGACAUCGUCACGACUACCACGAAGACCACGACGGCUGCGACCACAACGGUUACCAUAGCUACUACAACGACUACUGAAGUUACAACGACGGCUGCAACAACGGCUGCACCAACUACUCCCGCAGCAACUACUGCAAUGGCCACAGAAAUUACGACGACGGCUGCUACAACGACUGCACCAACUACCACUGCCACCACUACAGGAACUACUGCAAGAGCAACUACAACAAUGACCGCAGCAAAAACUACAACUAGCACUGAAGCGCAGCACGAACCAGUUGUAACUGACGGAACUCCUCAUGCCAGUACCAAUACUCCACCGGCCCCUGGACCAACCAAAUCAACUCCAAACCCACAUACGGCUACUAAGCAAUCUACACCAGGAACUACUCCGUCUAUGCCAAGAACUACUCCUCCUAUGCCAAGAACUACCCCUUCUAAGCCAACAACUACUCCCUCUCAGCCCACCAGAAGUACUCCCCUUAAGCCAAAAACCACUCCCUCUCCGCCUUCACCGGUACCCGACUAUAACUCCGAAGAAUAUGGAGAAGUUGCUCCCAAAAAGUCGAUUCUAUUGUCGCCGCCCUAUGUCUUUUAUCCCAUUUUGGCAUUUGCCCAUAUGAUGUUCCAAUAA
Messenger RNA from Bursaphelenchus xylophilus (pine wood nematode), 6170 nucleotides. The record is from the annotation of a GenBank genome assembly. NCBI's taxonomy places the organism in Eukaryota, Metazoa, Nematoda, Chromadorea, Rhabditida, Aphelenchoididae.